Messenger RNA from Styela clava, 2332 nucleotides. RefSeq lists its product as uncharacterized. The record is from RefSeq and is a predicted model, not a curated record. NCBI's taxonomy places the organism in Eukaryota, Metazoa, Chordata, Ascidiacea, Stolidobranchia, Styelidae.
CAUAGUUUUCUAAAUCACCAAAAUGAUAAAUUAUUAACCUUUGGGCGUUUCACGAGUGUAUUUAUUCAAUGUGCCGAUUUAAUUUAUAGCAAAUAUACAUGCGAGAAGGCACUCAUUUUGCGUUGUUGAGAACUUACGUCAUAAGUGAUUAGCCGAUGGGAGCCAUCCAGAGCAAACACUGUAAUCACCCCUGAAUGUAGACUGUAUAAAACGGUCCCAUAUCACAAUUUCGAGUCAUCUUUUGGCCUACUGCGCUUGCUGGACCCGAUACUGUUUGUGUUGAGCUCAUAGCGGUCCGAAAAUGAAGGUUAUAUGUGCCGGAAUCCCCAAAACGGGAACAAAAACAAUGGCCGAAGCGUUAAGGAUUCUUGGAUAUAACGUUCAUGACGUUUUUCAACAAUUUUUCUACCAAAAGGAGCUGUGGUCAAAGAUUCUUGCCAACAAAGCCACAAUUAAAGAUUAUCAGAGAGUUCUCGCAGAUGUCGAUGCAGUAACUGAUGUUCCUGCUUGCGGUUUGUGGGAACAAAUAUCAGAAGCUUUCCCAGAUGCAAAGGUGAUUCUCAUGGUCCGGUCCUCUGAAGAUGAAUGGUACCAGAGUAUAAAAUACCACUUCAAGCAUAUGUCCAAUUUAAACUACAACAUUCUUCUCUACCCUGUCUUCAAUUUGAUUCUGGGACCGUUACACAGAGAGUUCCUAUACUACCUUUCCUCGUUUCUUCCUGGAUCUCUAGGAACUAUUUAUACGUGGGGUCAAGAGGUCGAAGUUCUACUCAGGUCACGAUAUCGACAACAUAACAUGUACGUUAAAGCAACUUGCCCAAAAGAAAAACUCCUCGUUUUCAAUGUGAAAGAGGGGUGGAAGCCUUUAUGUGAGUUCCUGGGAGUCGAAAAGCCAAACGUGCCUUUUCCUAUUGAAAACGUUAAAACUAAAAUCGUUGAUGACGUAGCAAAAGGCCAAUUUGAACACGACUGUGGGUAUCACAGAACAGUCGUUCGCCAGGUUUUCACGAGAGUUGUUUUCCUUGUAGGAAUCCUACUUGCACUUUUGUUUUUUCUCAUAUUUUAACAAUUUACUAUGCCAACCCUAAGAAGUGCUCGAGAUUAUUUCAACACUAUGAAAAUUUAUGACGGCUCUAACUAUCUAUCUAUCUAUAUUUAUCAAUAUUAUUUAUUUAAGCUAAUUUGUUAUUUCGCUCUCAAAACAAGGUGUCAUAAACUGAGGCUUAUGUACGAUGUCAUAGGAAGAUGUGCACUUCGUAAUUAUAAGACCUACGGGUUAUGAUAGAUGUUGCAAUGCCACAUGAACCCAGCGGUUGAAAAAUGAGCUCUAUAUCCCAGUGUUAAGUAUAAGUUCCCGAAUCCCGAGUCACAAGUAAUAUAGAGGCAAAAAUUAUACGAGUUUCGAGUCGAUUCAAUUACUGAGUUGAGUUUCACAGAUGGUUAGUUAAGUCCAAGUCAUUUCAUUCAGAUAACCUGAGUCAUCUCGAGUCUUUGAUAAUGAUGACUCAAUGCCAGUCGAGGCAAUGACUUGGGCAUCCCAGCACUGUUAUAUUAUCUUCCUGUUAUAUGUAUUGUACUCUAAAAAAAACUGUCGAAUUAUUAUAUCCUAAUAUAUGAGUACGUACUACUUGUAUUUCUAACCUUUACAAUUUGGCUUCAAAGUUUGUACAAAUCCGUAUAGGGGGACAAGCCUGUUUUGAUUCUUGUUGACUGCUUGCUGACACAAUGAGCGGGCUGAAUUUCUGACGGUUAUUAAUAUUUUUCGUCUUUAUCAGAAUCAUGAUAAACAAGGCUCCGAUUAAAAUCUUUUAACCCUAAAUCACCUAAAAAAACAUUUAAUUAUUUUUAUUCAAACUUUUGUCAAAUUCGAAUCACAGUAAACUCAUGGUUGAUGCACUUUGAAAUUCGACCACGAUGCACAUAAGUGAACGAUAGAUUGAAGCUAUCUCAACUAUUAAGUCAUAAUAUUUCUUAUGUGCGUAAGUGUUAUGAAAGCCGUGACAUGUACUUUAAAUUUAUUUUUUCUAAAAUUCACCAAUUUCGACGAGCUAACAGUGAUGAAGCAGGUAGCUUGUGAUAUUAUGCCGUUUCAAUGCAAGUGAAUUUUGUUAUUUUUUACAUAGUUAUAAUGUGCAAAACUAAAUGAAUAUGAAAAGAAUGAAUUUUUGUAUCAAGCAAUAUUUCGGAAAACGGGGAAGCCAAGUACGACAUUUUUGAUCGAUCUGUUAUAUCGACGUGGCUGUGGAAUAUUUAGCUAUUGUGAUUAUUAUAUAUGUAAAACUGACAAUUAUUCUUAUUUUUUGUGUAAUAAUAAUAAAUAAAGAGUAUGCAA